UCUCUCGUUUAGUCUGUGGCAGAACAUCGUCGAGAGCAGAAGGAGAAACAUAGCACGUCCCGCCGGUACAUCAGAAAGAUUUACCCGAAGGUCCACGCUGCUGUUGAUCAGUGAUUUGUGCUUUGCGCGGGGUUCGUUUAUUCGGUCGGUUAGCAUUGGCUCGACAAAAGCUGGCCGGCCAGUGUUUAUGCCCGCAAGUUGGAGUGAGUGCAAGUCGCAAGUCGGAAUUUCAAGACGGAGAGGAGAGGAAACAUUAAAUCGUCUUCCUCCUCCUGUUUCGGCUUUUUUGUUUGAAUGUUGAGAAAUCAAAGAGAGUGCGGUGCAAAAGCGAACGUAGAAAAAAGGCACGAAAGAAUCGAAUCAAAAUAAUAACAUGUUGAUUUGAAGCGCUAUAAAAGUUGAACAGAAGGAGAAGAGUGAAGAAAUAUACAUGUUUACAGAUCAAGCCGAACGUAAGGAAGGAGUGAGACGGAGGAAACCUCUAUAAAUGAAUAGAGUUUAUUGGGUGCUGUACAGCGGGGCAUGUAAGUGGAGCAUCAUCAAAAAUCGAUUCGCGCGCGCUUUUUUUUUAUAAACAGAAGAAACGGUGCCGAAAGUAAUGCCGAUGCCGCCGAAAUAUGCAUCGUUUUCAUAGUAAUUGAGGCUCCAUUGAUAUGGCCGAACAUUGCCGAAUGGAGGAACAAAAUUGAAGGAUUCAUUGGAGCCAAAACUGGUUCAACAGAACCGCAUCGAGUGAUGAUCAUAUGCCUUUAGUAAAGUGAGUACGAGAGAGUGAGAACGAAAGAAACAAACGAGAGAAAGAGGAAACAAUUCGAAACGGCGAAGAAACGAGGAGAAGCAAAGUGCUGCUGCCUGCAAGAAGUGCAUAAUGUGAAAAGUCACUUAAGAACGUGUGCAAAAUAAAUAAAUCGAAUUAAGCAAAAUGCAUACUAUUAAUUACGAAAGGUAUAAAGCGUCGCUGGUAAUUGCAUGAAGAAGAAAAAAACCGUUGAACCCAUGAAUCUUUGCAGCUGCUGCCUGCGGCAAGAGUAAGUGUAGUGAAGCCGCAGAGUCGUCAUUCGUCCAAGUGCAAGCUGCAGGCUCAUGCAGAGCUUUUUUACUCCAUCGAAUCGCCGCUGUGUCUGGCCAAGGCUCAAGUUUACGCCGCAUAAAUGAAAGAUCACGAAGAUAGAGUGCGCCCGUAGUUUUCGUUGUUGUUGUUGUUACUGUCUGCAUAAACACGGGGCCGCCCCGCUACAGAAAGACCAACCGCAACAUCUACAACAUACCACAUACAAUCAGGUGGUAUUUAGCAUUUUGUUAUAGUGCUCUCUGUUUGCUGGUCUUUUUAAUUCCUUCGUGGUAAAGUGCUUUUAAUGAUCAGUGCGAGAUUCGCCGGCAUAAAGUGUUUUCAAAGGAGAAGAAAAUAUAAAGAUCACGAAAUAAUGAAUUAAAAGAAAUUAUCCAUAUUUCAAUCAAGUUCAUGUGCAUUUUUGAAGCCAGCAACAACCAUGCCUCCGCGGGCAAACGAAUAAGUAAAGCCGAAGAGUGAGGUUGAGGAAUGUAAUUAUAAUGUUGGCUUAAUGUUCGGCAGCAAAACACCUUAAAGGUGGUAAAUUUUGUACAGUUUUAAGAGCAAAAAGGAGUAAGAAAAGUGAAAACCGGCAAUCAAAGUGAAACGAAAAUGGCCUCUACAAGUACGCAGACGAAUCUGUGGUUUAUUCUUGCUCUCUUUGUAAUCGUUUCUAUGCAUUGCGGCUACGGACAUAAUUACGGACAAGGAGUGCCGACAUGGAUUUGUCUCGGAAUGAAAUCGCCUUUCAUCCAGUUCCGGUCGGAGUUCGAGAUACUAUCCAACAACAGCAUAUCGCUGAACCUGACUGAGAUACGGCACAAGCUGAAGAGCGUUCAAAAUCUGGACCACUUCAUUCGACCUGUCGAAACCGGACGAAAGGAUGACACCAAGAGGCAGCAGCUAGCAGGGAUGUCAUCAUCGAUGGGUGUGGUCAAUACGCUUCCUAGCAACAUGACCAUUACAUUCUUGACCACAACUCCUCCGUCGUUUGUGAAUCAUUUCGAAAUAACGACGGAAACCAGCCUUUCAAACGACGUGGACAUGGAGAGGAAAAGUUUCAGCGAGCACAUGAUAUCAGAUGAUAGCAGUAAAAAGGAAAGAAAAUACAUCAUACCGUUAGCAUUGAAGACUUCGUCCAAUGAAAAGGAAAAAACGUCGUCCAUAUUUCAUGGAUCGUCGACCAAUAUUGACGACCUGAAGCGUCAUAUUCUGAUGCUCCAGAAUCUGACACAGUCCGAUAAGAACUUUCAGAGCAAAUUUGUGGUUUUUCCUUCACUACAAAAGAACGGGUCAGAACCUGUCAGCACGACAGUGCCGACGACCACUACGACUGUUGCCCCAACGCCGGCCUUCCGGCCCUUAUUCAACCAGAUGCCAGUGCUACAAAUUAGGGAAGAUCAAAGUGCGGCAAAGACCUUUCCUGAAAAGUUCACACGAUUGCGGCCAACGAUCAAUAUGCCGCGGCAAAUUCUUCCCAACUCACAAGAUAUAUUAUCUGAUAAUAAAGACGACAUGUUCAAAAUGGAGAAAAUUACAAUAGUCCCACAGGUUUUUUUACAAAACGACCAAACCCCGGAUUCCACGCCAGAUGAGGAGAAUAAUAACAACAAUUACGGCCACAAUAACGAGAGGAAGAAAGAGAUCAAAGGAAAUGACGGAGAGAGUAUCAAGAAUAAAAAACCGUCGCCGCCCGUCUAUCACGGCAAAGAUGGAACAGGAGAAGAGAUAGGCAAUAAAUCUCCACUGGCCGCCACAAUACAACCGACUCGAAAACUCGGACGCAACAGAACCACACUGGCGGCAUCGGCGUCUAGCGCGGCCGUGGCCGUCGAUGAUGUCGAGUUUGAUAACGUUCCUACACGUGGCUCCGGAGGUGGCGCACGAGGAAACGGUAAGAAGCGGAAUCGAAAAAAUAAAAAGCCAUCCGAGAAACCAAUUAACUCCAAUCCGGUUCAAGACAUUAGCGGCGUAGCGAAUCAAAGUUCAAGCACAAACAAGACCAAAGUCGGCCGAAAAGGUGCUAAACGGCUUCAAAGACUUCAGCAGAAAGCAUUCAAGUUGCAGCAAUUAACAUCGUCCAGCUCAUCGACUAGUACGUCUCCACCAGCACCGUCCGACGUUCGGAAACUUUCCCGAUUUCGCCGAGCUGACCGGCUCACCACCAAAGCCCAACGAUUUCAGCUGGAGCACAACUUUGCCAAAGAUAGUACAAUUAUUCCAAUUUACGGAUCAUUGAAUAGUUCCAGUGUUAGUGCCAUAGGAAGUUUGGGUGGUAGUAUUAGCUUGAAAAACGGUACUAUUUUUGCGAUCGAAAGCGCCACCAAUGGGAGCAAUCAAAGUGAAAAAGAUAUAAUUAAUCUCAACCCGGACCUUUGCUACAAAGUCAGUGGGCUCAGUGGAGGGCAACAAAAGUUGUGUGCCCAGCACACCAGUGUCAUGCCCGCCAUUAGCCGUGGAGCUCGUGCCGCCAUUCAAGAAUGCAAAUAUCAAUUCAGGCAUCGCCGAUGGAAUUGCAGCACUAUCGAGGAUGACACCGUUUUUGGACCAGUUUCAAAUAUAGGUUCACCCGAAAUGGCCUUUGUCCAUGCGCUAGCGGCGGCCUCUGCUGCCAGUUUCAUCGCUCGCGCCUGUCGCGAUGGCCAGUUGGCUUCAUGUGGGUGCUCCCGGAGUUCCCGCCCCUCCCAGCUGCACGAGGACUGGACCUGGGGAGGGUGCGGAGAUGAUAUGGAAUUCGGCUACAAAUUUUCCCAAACCUUCAUAGAUAUAAAAGAAAAGGAGAGAAAGCGCGGCACGCGUGGGUUGGUUUCCAUUCCGGCAAAGUAUCCUAAAAUUGUCGAGCGGCUUUUGGAAACACUGAACGACACGAGCGAAAACAUUUUGAACGGAACCGAUACACUGUUUCGCCCCGAGGACCUGCAGAAGCUACAAGACAAAAUUGCCAAAGAAAUCUCCAACUCCAACCUGGACCCGAAAGAAAUGAACGAGCUCCAGGACCGCAUCAACAAGGAAAUUACAAACUCAGAAGUAUUCAAUUUGAAGCAUUUCAACAUCUAUGACAAGCUGAAGAAAAUGUUCAAAAAGCCAGAAAAAACUCUUAACGGUGUAAAAUUCAGUGCAUCGGCAAAGGCUCGUGCACUGAUGAAUUUGCAUAAUAAUGAAGCCGGACGAAGGGCUGUCAUCAAAAAAUCACGCAUCAUUUGUAAAUGCCACGGAGUUUCUGGUUCGUGCAGCCUCAUCACAUGCUGGCAGCAGUUAACAUCCAUUCGAGAAAUCGGUGACUUCCUGCGAGAGAAAUACGACGAAGCCACUCAGGUGAAAAUAAAUAAACGUGGUCGGUUGCAAGUCAAGGAUCCCAGGUACAAAAUUCCAACCCCAUUAGACCUGGUGUAUCUGGACGAAAGCCCGGACUGGUGUCGGAACAACAAACAACUCAAGUGGCCUGGCACUCACGGUCGCAUUUGUAACAAAACAUCGUCCGGGUUGGAUGGAUGCGCAAUUCUCUGCUGCGGACGAGGAUACAAUACGAAAAAGAUUGUCGUCAAGGAACGGUGUAACUGUAAAUUUCAGUGGUGCUGCCAGGUCAAGUGUGAUAUAUGUACGAAGCAUAUUGAAGAGUACACCUGUAAAUAGUUCGGUAAAAUCAAUGCCAAUGCUUCUUGCGUCAUAAGUUAAUGUAUAUUUAAUGUUCUCUCUGCGCACAACUAAUGACAAAAAACAAUGAGAACUAACAUUCAAUACAUUAGAAACCAGUGUUGUUUGAAAAAUAUAUGCAAACUAGCGAACUGAGGCGAAUAGAGAAAUUUUGGUUUUUCUUGUCUUAUCGCUAUAACAGGUUCUCAGAGUUUUCACUUUAUUCGCCUCAGUUUUGGCCGUAGAUUGGUAGAGUUUAGCAGUACAGGAAACGGAUAUUUCAGUGAAAUAUAAUAAAUAAAUUGCAUUGCAUUUUAAAUAGCUGGGACUACACUAUAGAAGAAAAAAUAAAUCAAAUCGUUAUGAUUUCAUUCCACUUGGGAAAAGAUAAAAUAUUGGUACGAAUGUUUUAGAAUGCUAUUCUGAAAUGAAAAUUAAAUUGCAAAUUAUCAUAUUUGAGAUGGCAGAUAUUAUCGUUCUGUAUCCAAAUUAAAAUCGGCUUUUUAUUUUACAAUAAAUAAAUAAAAAGCACCCAGUUGAUCAUUAAAAUGCAAACUAAUUUUUGAUAACCCAGUAAUGUUAACAACCUUUAUGGGCAAAUACUUUUGCUCAUAACUGCUGCAUUAUCAUUCUCCAUAAGUUAAAAAAAUGUACUCUCAUUAACAGAUUCAUUUCAGCUUUCAAUGCAAUACAGACAGUUUUAUUAUCCUACUCUACUCCAAUCAAUCCAAUGACUAAUGAUUUCCUCACCCAAUUUUCUCGUAAGGUAUUCAAUACCUCAUUCCAAUGUUUGUAUAUAAAAAAAUAUCUAAAAGUAAUGUGUUUUAACAUCAGUAUUAUUAGUAAUAUUCGCACAAACAAGCGCUUGUAUGAAAUUAUUUAUAAUUAGAUACCUAAGAUAAGUGCACAUACUGUUUUAAAUUUUAAAGAAACGUAUUUAUUGAACUUCAUUGAGUAUGAGUAGACAUGUUGAAUACUUCGUAGUGGUAUAAUAGAGUCCAACAAUUUUGUCACUAUCAGCUGAUAUCUGUACUGAGUCUAGUUUUUCCACAAAAAAAAAA
Molecule: messenger RNA, 5745 nt
Organism: Culex quinquefasciatus (southern house mosquito)
Lineage: Eukaryota; Metazoa; Arthropoda; Insecta; Diptera; Culicidae
Gene: Wnt5
Product: protein Wnt-5
Exons: 9
Coding region: 1664-4684 (1006 amino acids)
Biological process (GO): canonical Wnt signaling pathway; cell fate commitment; neuron differentiation
Cellular component (GO): extracellular region
Molecular function (GO): frizzled binding; cytokine activity
Source: RefSeq, a predicted model, not a curated record